Messenger RNA from Bradysia coprophila, 2202 nucleotides. RefSeq names its product alpha-N-acetylgalactosaminidase. Lineage: Eukaryota; Metazoa; Arthropoda; Insecta; Diptera; Sciaridae. Gene Ontology annotation, cellular component: cytoplasm. Gene Ontology annotation, molecular function: alpha-galactosidase activity. The record is from RefSeq and is a predicted model, not a curated record. Gene Ontology annotation, biological process: glycoside catabolic process; oligosaccharide metabolic process.
ACAAACUCACAGUCGAGCGGUGGAUUUGUAUACGGAAAGUUUCAGUCUCAUUUUGCCGUUCAUCAAGUGUAAACGUGUGUUGCGACUACUCUAUAUUUGGUAAAAGUUGUGAUCUGAAUCAAAUAAAAACAUUUUUUCGUCGUCAUUAUCUACAAGUCAUAAAUUGCUGAUAAAGAGAAAAAAAAAGACUUCAGACAACCAGCGAAAAAUAUUCCAAAAAUUAUAAUCAAAGAAUUGAAGACAAUAAUUGUGCAAAACGAAACAAUUUGCCGUGGUUGUAACGAUUGAGAUUUGAUUGCACCAAUAAUUCAAUUUGACUUGAGUGAACAAAAAUAAAAGUUUUUUUUACGGGGAAAAAGUGAUAAAAAAUUUCGAGUUGAGUUUCUCGUUGCAUUCAAUAAAAAAAUUAAUUUUCAAUUUAUAAAUCUUAAGUUGACAAAGUGAGUAAUUUACCAUACCGCUAAACAUAUAAGACACAACACGAUCAGACAUACUAUAAUACACACCAGAGGUAUCGAAAGAAAAAUAUUUUAAUAAAAAAAAUCACAAAAAUUUUCAUCGAUUCUCGAAUUGAAAUUCAUUCAUAUUCCAACGUAUCAAGUGGAUUUUGUUGUACACAGCCGUUUUGAAUCCGAAAAUUACGCUCAUCAAUAAGCUGAAAUCAAACAGAUAAUGAUCUAUCCAAGAUCUCCACCGCACAUAGUGCUCAUCAUACUGAGUUUAUUGGCUGUAGCAUAUCACAUUAAUGGAUUGGACAAUGGUUUGGCCCGAACGCCACCGAUGGGCUGGCUGAGUUGGGAGCGAUUUCGUUGUAAUACCGACUGUGAAGGCGAUCCAGAUAAUUGCAUAAGUGAAAAUCUCUUCAGAACAAUGGCUGAUUUGGUAGUAAGCGAAGGCUACGCAGCACUCGGAUACGAAUACAUCAACGUCGAUGAUUGCUGGCUGGAAAAGUCUAGAGGUCCUCAAGGUCAACUCGUCGCCGAUCGCAAACGAUUUCCUCGUGGAAUGAGAUCAUUGUCGGACUAUGUCCAUUCCAAGGGACUUAAAUUUGGCAUCUAUGAGGACUACGGUAAUUAUACGUGUGCUGGCUAUCCAGGUAUCAUCGGAUAUGGAAGGUCGGACGCUCAACAGUUUGCUGAUUGGAAUGUGGAUUAUGUUAAGCUGGACGGUUGCUAUUCGUUGCCGUUGGAUAUGGACCAGGGCUAUCCCGAAUUUGGACGACAUUUGAACAGUACCGGAAGACAGAUGAUAUAUUCGUGCAGUUGGCCAGUCUAUCAGAUAUAUGCUGGAAUAAGUCCGAACUUUUCGUCGAUCAUCGAGCAUUGCAAUUUGUGGAGGAAUUACGAUGACAUUCAGGACUCGUGGGCAUCACUCGAAACAAUCAUUGACUAUUAUGGAAACAAUCAAGAUGCUAUCGUACCGAAUGCUGGCCCUGGCCAUUGGAACGAUCCAGACAUGUUGAUCAUCGGAAAUUUCGGUCUCAGCUACGAACAAUCGAAAACCCAAUUCGCACUGUGGGCAAUAAUGGCAGCCCCAUUGCUCAUGUCUGUCGAUCUGCGUACAAUUCGUCCCGAAUUCAAGGCCAUUCUACAGAACCAGAAAAUCAUUGCCGUCGAUCAGGAUCCGUUGGGCAUUCAAGGGCGUCGCAUCUACAAACACAAGGGCAUCGAAAUCUGGUCGCGACCAAUAACACCGAUCUACCAAACGUAUUACUCGUAUGCCGUUGCAUUUGUCAAUCGACGAACGGAUGGAACACCUUCCGAUGUGGCCGUUACACUGCGUGAAUUGGGAUUACAGUCGCCGACCGGAUACCGGGUUGAGGACUUGUACGAAGAUGUCAAUUAUGGAAUAUUGAGCCCGAACACGAAAAUCAAGGUUAAAGUGAAUCCUUCAGGUGUGGUUAUAUUAAGUGCUCACGUUCAACCCGAGCGUAUAACCAGAACGACGUACAACCCACUAAAUUAUUAUCACGUUAAGUAGGUAGAUUCGUUUUUGUGUAAGUCUAAUUUAUAGGGAAACUUAUGUGAAAGUCAAUCGUUUUUAUACAAAGAAGAAAAAGAAAAUCUGCAAAUCCCACACGACGAAAAACAUUUUGUAAUUUUCAAACAUGAAUUGAGUAAUGUGCCAGCCCCAUCUAAGUAAAGUGUAAGCAAAGGAGUGAUUUUGUUUGUUACCCUUAAAGAAAACUAAAUAAAAAAACAU